UCUGGUCUAAUGGACACACUCUUUGUAAAUGCUUUUUAAGGUAAGCCUUCUUCAAUAAUUUAUUCUACAUAUUCACAGUAACUUAAUGUAUUUUAAACAGGCUAGCUAGGUAGGCUAUCGCAUUCAUUUAAUCAUUGCGAUAUCCACGUUGGCUUAGUCAAAUGGUGUCAAAUUGUGUUUAGCUAAAGUAAUAUUAAGGUAAUGACAUAUUUAGCCUAUUCGCUCAUGGAGACCUGUAACAUUACAUUGAUCUGUGUAAUAGUACAGGUCUCCCGGGGCGAAGGGGCAAUGUCACAUCGUAAAACGAGUGGCUAGUUUUACUUAACUAUCUUCUAAUAAUAGGUUUUUCGGUUUGAUUGAAGUGAUGGGUUUGGAGCAGCCCCAAGGGACGACGUGUAUACUUUGGCGAACCUGGGGUUGGGUUUGGAGUAUUGGCCAAAACUCGGUGAACGUUUUUGUUACAUAAGUGAACAACUCCCAAUCCCCAAACAAUGUCUUUAGCUAGCUUGCUAAAAUGUUUUUCAUGAUGAAAUGCAUACCGGUAACAUUAGUAGGCUAAUUUGACGAAGCUCGUGUGGCCAUGCUGGCAUGGUGUGAAUGAAUUAAGAAUUUUGGGCGGUGUUCGAGAGCAUCAAAACCGUGAGGUAUCAUGGGUAAAUUGUGACAGACUAACGAAUCUAUAAGUAAUAUUGAGUAGUUAUUAUUUAUGAGGCAGGGUGAUUUGGAGGUCAGUCUCGACUCUCCUUUAAAGUCGGCUGCAAUUUCGAAUGCGCCCAAUACAAUGGCGCGCCAAGCAGAUAAAAUACUAAUUGGUUCAGUCAGAAGCGGAAUUUCUGCGUCAGUCUUUACUGAUAGUUUUUUUUUUUUUUCAUGCCGCUUAACGAUUUAGCCACGGUCUCCCUGCUCAUUGGAUAAUUUAGCCGCGUCCUUGUCAUAGAGGCGGUUCUUCACUUGCGGGUUAGUAGAGACCUGAAGAAAAGAUCGCGCUGUAGUAGGCCUACUCGAGGGUGUGGUUGUUCAACAAACAAAUCCUUCAGAUUGUCCGAUAAUGUAUAAAAGCAAGUAUAUUGGCCAUUAAUACUCUCUGAUAACACUGUUGCUGAUGAUGCUAACAGUACGUUAACUGCUCCUCAGUCAUACUAGGCUAUAUGAUUAUCUAACCCGCUGUAGCUCAAUUGGUAGAGCAUGGCGCUUGUAACGCCAGGGUAGUGAGUUCGAUCCCCGGGACCACCCAUACGUAAAAAUGUAUGCGCACAUGACUGUAAAUCGCUUUGGAUAAAAGCGUCUGCUAAAUGGCAUAUUAUUAACGGGCCUGGUUGAAUGAAUAAUGGAAAUGGCCAUUAAACGCUAACACAGCAUAUGACACUGUCCUGUUUUACUGUAUUUUCAUAUAUUUGAUCUUUCUGUUUGCAGAAUAAUCGCUUUAGGAAAGCGCACACUGGCUACUCUGCAGGCCCCGGCCUAGAGUCAUAUCUGAAAGGUUUCAACUUCACUGGUGAACCUCCUUGGCUGCUCUGCACCUGAUUAAACUACUUUGCCAAAUUCCAUCUCUUUCUUGUCCAAGUAAGUGUUGCUUUCCAAUCCACUGUCAUUUCCAACAUGCAUGUCACAAUAUAUUCUAGAAUAGAUAUUACAGUACAGGCCUAUGAGAUUGGUUGUAAUUGGUGUACUGUAGCUCUGGGAGUAAUUAUGCUAGUAAUUUAGGCACGUUCCAGAUGACAAUGUGCAGUCUUGUACAAGCAUUUUACUAUCAGGGAAUUGCCCUUGAAAAGUGUGCAAGUCACUGAGCCAACAUUGAUAUUCCUUGAACAACUAGCCCACUGAUAAACUGGCUAACAACGAGACAGUUUUUUCGGGUCUGUGCUACGAUUUAAACUCGGAUUUCCUUUCUCCACAGUUUUAAUUUUCUUCCACCAUGAACACUUUUGCUCCUGAUGAUUUUGCCUUCCUGGAGGAGGGUUUCUGUGCCCGUGACAUUGUUGAGCAAAAGAUCAACGAGACGUCCAUGUCGGUAAGAACAACUUCCUGUUGUCCGUGAUUUUGCUGCAUUUGGUGUGAGAUGUGUGAUUUGAUGCCGAGGCAUUUGUCAGUGUAAGAUGUAUGUAUUUCUUAAUCCCUUGCAUCCAUGUCUUUGCCCCUCAAGGAUGAUAAAGAUGCCUUCUACGUGUGCGACUUGGGUGACGUGCUGAAGAAGCACAUGCGAUGGGCGCGUGCCAUGCCUCGCGUCACGCCCUUCUAUGCUGUCAAAUGCAACGACAGCCGGGCUGUUGUCACGACCCUGGCCUCCUUGGGCGCCGGCUUUGACUGUGCAAGCAAGGUUUGUCUCUUUCUAAACAGCUCCUGACUUGAAAUGGUCUUGACCCCCUUCAAACCCUACUGCCCCGUGAAUGUGUGUUUCUUGUACUGACCCAGUCUUUGUCCCAUCAGACUGAGAUCCAGAUUGUUCAGUCUCUGGGUGUGGAUGCUAGCAGGAUCAUCUACGCCAACCCCUGCAAGCAGGUGUCCCAGAUCAAGUAUGCCUCUGCUCACGGAGUGCAGAUGAUGACCUUCGACAGUGAUGUGGAGCUCAUGAAGGUGGCUCGGUGCCACGACGAUGCCAAGUAAGAGAUACCUCCACCACCAUUCUUUAGCCACACUGAAAACACUUGGAUUUGUAAGUAACUUAUUUGGCUACUCUAGGAAAGUACACCUCUUACUUCUCUCUCCUUGUCUAGACUGGUACUGCGCAUUGCAACAGAUGAUUCCAAGGCAGUGUGCCGGCUGAGUGUGAAGUUUGGUGCCACCCUGAAGGCCUGCCGGGGUCUCCUGGAGCGGGCUAAGGAGCUGGGCCUGGACGUUAUCGGGGUCAGUUUCCACGUGGGCAGUGGCUGCACCGACCCAGACACCUACAGCCAGGCCAUCUCUGACGCCCGCUGUGUCUUCGACUUGGGGGUGAGUUUCCUUCUCUGCUGUAACUUAUCACCAGAAUUGAUCAAUUUUAUAAAUGGACCCUUAACCUGGUAAGUUGGGUUCGCUUCAAGAGAAGGGACGCAGUUGGCCCUCAGCGGUAGGCCUAACUCAUCUUUUGUUUGUUCUGUUUUCUUCAGGCUGAGGUGGGUUUCAACAUGACCCUCCUGGACAUUGGUGGCGGUUUCCCUGGGUCUGAGGAGACCAAGCUCAAGUUUGAGGAGAUCACAGCAGUUAUCAACCCAGCGCUGGACAAGUAUUUUCCUGCCGACUCUGGGAUUCGAAUUAUUGCAGAGCCAGGCCGCUACUACGUGGCCUCUGCCUACACCCUAGCUGUUAACAUCAUCGCCAAGAAGGUUAUCAUGAACGAGCAGUCUGCCUCUGACGGUAACAGCAAACUCGACUCAAUCUGCAAACUUGUGGCUACUGCCUGAUGUGCCAAAUAAAAUUGCAUCACGCAACCCAAAGUAAUAGCUAGCAAAGUUUCAUUCAACUCUCUGCCCCUACAGAGGAUGACGAUUGGACCAGUGACCGGACUCUGAUGUACUAUGUGAACGAUGGGGUCUACGGCUCCUUCAACUGUAUUCUGUAUGACCAUGCUCACCCCCUGCCUACCCUGCACAAGGUAAGAUGAUUUAACACUCAUAAACGCUUCAUUUCAACCAAACUCACACAAAAAGCAAAUGUAUAAAACCAAUUAAAUAAGUUUGAUUGUUUGUUAAUCCCUGCUCCCUUCAUCCUCCUACAGAAGCCAAAGCCAGAUGAGCGUAUGUACCCCUGCAGUAUCUGGGGACCAACCUGUGAUGGCCUGGACCGCAUCGCUGAGGUGUGCAGUCUGCCUGACAUGCAGGUGGGAGAGUGGUUGCUGUUUGAGAACAUGGGGGCCUACACAGUGGCUGCCUCCUCUACCUUCAACGGCUUCCAGAAGCCAGACAUUUACUACAUCAUGUCCCGCACAGCUUGGUAAGUUAUUGGAAAUGUAGUAGAAUUAUACGUAGAGACAAAUGGAAUGGGAUUGUGGCAGCAUGUCUCCAUACAGUGAUGUAUCAUCAAUCCUCAACCUUCCUUCUGCUUCUAAAUCGAUUUUCUCUUGUCCUGUGUAGGCAGUGCAUGCAGCAGAUCUGUGCCCAGGGGAUGCCCAUUCCUGUGGAGGAGGUGUCCUGUGUGACUUCCAGCUGUGGCCAUGAGAGCAGCCUGGAGCUGCCCACCAAGCCUUGCCAGACCUGUGUGCUCUAAACACAACACCAACAUAAUUCCAUACAUACCCAUCGCCACUCUACGGGCCCAGUAUCCUGUGUUUUUAUUCAUUUCCUAUUCUGUUUUACUCAUACUGUUGAAAGGCCAGUUACUUGACUGGAGGAUGAGAGGGGCAUGUUGGUGCACAUUUCUCACUUUUAUGUAUGAAAGACAGAUCUAAUCCUGAGCUGAGGCUGAAUCUCUCUUACGUUUUAGUCAUUUAGCAGAC
Messenger RNA from Coregonus sp. 'balchen', 4411 nucleotides. Lineage: Eukaryota; Metazoa; Chordata; Actinopteri; Salmoniformes; Salmonidae. The record is from the annotation of a GenBank genome assembly.